This is a messenger RNA of Panicum virgatum (switchgrass), 818 nucleotides long. RefSeq names its product two-component response regulator ORR5-like. The record is from RefSeq and is a predicted model, not a curated record. The coding region runs from base 112 to 531 and encodes 139 amino acids. The transcript is spliced from 5 exons. Lineage: Eukaryota; Viridiplantae; Streptophyta; Magnoliopsida; Poales; Poaceae. Gene Ontology annotation, biological process: cytokinin-activated signaling pathway; phosphorelay signal transduction system.
GUCAUCGCACUAGCUCUCGCAGGCCAGAGCCCAUUUUGAGGAGAGUUACUAGGUAGAGCGAGGCGCUCGGCCGGGAGAGGGAGAGGAAAAGAGAUCAGAGGAGAUCGAACCAUGGCGGCGGGCUGCAAGGGUGGUCUCGGCGGGGAGGGGAGCGCCGCGGCGGCGGCGCCGCACGUCCUCGCGGUGGACGACAGCUCGGUCGACCGCGCCGUCAUCGCCAGCAUCCUCAGGAGCUCGCAGUUCCGCGUGACGGCCGUGGACAGCGGGAAGAGGGCGCUGGAGCUGCUGGGAUCGGAGCCCAACGUGAGCAUGAUCAUCACUGACUACUGGAUGCCGGAGAUGACCGGGUACGAGCUCCUCAAGAAGGUCAAGGAGUCGUCCAGGCUGAAGGAGAUCCCCGUGGUGAUCAUGUCCUCAGAGAACGUGCCAACCAGGAUCAGCAGGUGCCUGGAGGAAGGCGCCGAGGAUUUCCUGCUGAAGCCCGUCCGCCCGGCCGACGUGUCGCGCCUGUGCCGCCGCGUCCUCCGGUGAGCGCGGCGACGGCGGCACGGCGUCUUUUGGAGGCAUGCGGUGGUGGUGGUGGUAGCGGCAGCGUUCCAAGUAGUUCCGUAUGCGCUCAUGCAGCAUGGGGCUCGCCCAAGUUGGCCUGGUGCCGGUUGUGCAUUUUGCUCCCUUCUCUCGUUUCUCUUAGUCUUUGUCGUCCUAAUGUGCUAGAAGAACUUGUAGAAGUUGUGGCAACGCACCAUGUUCAGUGAUGUUCUGUAACCCUGAAUGUUCAGUUAAUCGGUAGAAUGAAGAUGUCAUGUGUUUCCCUUUCA